AUGGCUCGGAUAUUUAUUACCGGUUCCAGCGAUGGCAUCGGCCUGGCUACGGCCAAGAUACUCGCCGACCAGGGCCAUUCGGUCGUGCUCCAUGCUCGAAACGCAGACCGCGCGGUCUCAACCCGCAAAGCUGUCCCCAGGGCUGAAGCGGUUCUGGUAGGCGACUUGCGACGCAUCUCGGAGACCAAAAGACUCGCAGAGGAAGCCAAUGCCUUAAGCAACACCCCCUUCGACGCUGUUCUCCACAACGCAGGCAUUGGCUACGGGUCGACGUCCAGCCGCGAGAUCACAGCGGAUAAGAUCUCGGCUGUGUUUGCGGUCAACACGCUGGCGCCGUACAUCCUUACCUGCUUGAUGCACAAACCCAGGUCGCGUCUCCUUUUCCUGAGCUCCGACAGCCACUACGGCGGCGACGAGACCCUGAGAAACGCAACACAGUCGCACUCGUACAGCGACAGUAAAUUACAGGAUACGAUGCUGGCGAACGCCUUCGCCCGGCACUGGCGCGAUCUCCAGGUGGUGAGCAUGCACCCGGGCUGGGUGAGGACCAAAAUGGGCGGCAUGAUGGCGCCUGGAGGAACGGAUAGACCCGCCAGGACACUGGCGGAGUGGGCUGUUGGACAGGGCAGGUUCGCGAACUUGAAGAGCGGGUCGUUCUUCACGACGAGCGGGCCGGAGUCGAUGCAUCCCGGGGCCCAAAACGGGAGCAAGCAGGAGGAGUUGCUAGGCAUUUGCAGGGACGUUUCCGGGGUAUCUGUUCCGGAUUAA
Molecule: messenger RNA, 768 nt
Organism: Monascus purpureus
Lineage: Eukaryota; Fungi; Ascomycota; Eurotiomycetes; Eurotiales; Aspergillaceae
Source: the annotation of a GenBank genome assembly